ACAGUCUUGAUAUCGAGCCUUGUGCUGCUGUGGCAUGCAGGGAUGCGGGACCAGCCGCUGGAUCGUCGUCUGAAAUCCUGGAUACUGGUCCACUCGCCCAGCCUGGCAAGCCAGCCCGCCCAGGGGCUAAAGGGCUACCGCGGCACAUGAAUCCCCGACUCUCCGCGGUCCUGAUAAGAUUCCUCGACUCGACUUGCCCAUCGACGGCCCGGAGGAUCCACGACUCGGCCCGCCACUAGCGCUGCCAUUCGUUUGACUUCCGGCCAAUCAGCCAGGCCUCCCCAGGACUGGUCGGGAAGGUUGAUUCAUUGUUUCAACGAUGUCACGUCUCCCGCCGUCUCCCGGCUCAGGCUCGGUAUCUGCCGCCAACCCGUCCACCUCCACGCCUUCCACCCCCGCAUCCUUACCUUCGAUACAACUACGCCCGGGGUACGCGGUUGCUGGCCGCCGGACGCACAAGAAGAGCCGCACGGGCUGUUCCACGUGCAAGGCGAGGAAGAUCAAGACCCACACCACCCUGGCCGCCGACUCGACCCUGUGGGAGUUCUGGCGCGAUGACGUCGUGCAGAUGGGCCUGGCCUGCGACUACAUCAUGCGCGCCGUGCUGGCCGUGAGCGCCCUGCACCUGGCCUAUCACCGACCCGACCGCCGCGACUUCUACACCGAGUCAGGCAUCCUCUUGCACCAGAAGGCCGCCCGCUCCGCCAUGCGCGUCAUGGCCGCCGACCACAAGAUCGACAAGGACCAGGCCGCCAAUCUGUUUGUGUUCAGCAUGCUGACCAUCGCUUCUUCUACUACUGCCUCCGGCGAGCCCGGCCGGCCGGACCACCUGCUGCAUACGUACACGCACGCGGUGGACGAGCUGGAGCUGGCGCUGGUGGCGCAGCGGGACCCGGCGGCGCCGCGCGACGUGCUGGACGCCAUGGUCUGGCUGUGGGAGGUGUCGGACUCGCUGGUGCCGCUGCUGCGCGUGCCGACGCAGGAGGCCGUCGCCAUCUUCGCCCACUUCUGCGUCCUGCUCAAGCACCACGAGAGCCACUGGUGGCUGCAGGGCUGGGCCGACCAUAUCAUGGCCCGCGCCCACGAGAUCUUGGAUGCCGAGCACCGCGAAUGGAUCGAGUGGCCGAUUCGCGAGAUUGGCCGGAUGGGGCUGCCUCGGACGGGGCCGGAGAGGUGA
Messenger RNA from Thermothielavioides terrestris NRRL 8126, 1177 nucleotides. RefSeq lists its product as uncharacterized. The record is from RefSeq and is a predicted model, not a curated record. Bases 320 to 1177 code for a protein of 285 amino acids. Gene Ontology annotation, molecular function: DNA-binding transcription factor activity, RNA polymerase II-specific. Gene Ontology annotation, biological process: regulation of transcription by RNA polymerase II. Lineage: Eukaryota; Fungi; Ascomycota; Sordariomycetes; Sordariales; Chaetomiaceae. The transcript is spliced from 4 exons.